This is a messenger RNA of Cryptomeria japonica (Japanese cedar), 906 nucleotides long. RefSeq names its product ethylene-responsive transcription factor ERF017. Lineage: Eukaryota; Viridiplantae; Streptophyta; Pinopsida; Cupressales; Cupressaceae. Gene Ontology annotation, biological process: regulation of DNA-templated transcription. The transcript has a single exon. Gene Ontology annotation, molecular function: DNA-binding transcription factor activity; DNA binding. The coding region runs from base 223 to 729 and encodes 168 amino acids. The record is from RefSeq and is a predicted model, not a curated record.
GCAGAAGUUUCCCUUAUACACCUCACAGUGCGCGCUGUACCAGAUGAGAUUGUCUAUAUAUACCCCAUUCUGCACCCUCAUUCAUUAGAACAAAUCUCCCCUGAGCUUGUUACAAGUUCGAAUCUUAUAACAACUAGUAGCUUCCCCACUGCACUUUUGCAAGCCUUUCAGUUUAUAAGCUUCCUCCAGAGUUCGAUUCCCGGCUUUUUCUGCUACCAAAACAUGGUUAAUUCCUUGGCAAAGCAGAAACCCCAAAACAGCAUAGAGAAGACGCAGCCGAAUUUCAAGGGAGCGCGGAUGAGAAAAUGGGGGAAAUGGGUUUCCGAAGUGAGAAUGCCCAAUUCCCAAGCUAGAAUUUGGCUUGGCUCUUACGAUUCUCCUCAACAGGCUGCUCGCGCUUACGAUUGUGCAAUUUAUUGCCUCAGAGGAUCGAAUGCCAAUUUCAAUUUCCCCGAUUCUCUGCCGGAAAUCCCAUUCGCCUCUUCGCUAUCUCCCGCUCAGAUUCGAGCUGUUGCAGCCAAGUUUGCUGUAGAAGAAUUCCCGAAGCCGCUGGAGUUUAAUACCACAUUUUCCGGUUCGGAAUCGCAGUCGUGUGCAGAGAGCGAAGAAAGUAUAGAGGAGCAGAACUGGUUUUUGCUGGAUUCACUUCUUGAAGAUGUUGAGAGCGGCCAUUGUUCAAAUUUAGAGAAUUUUCCUUCAUUAGGGGAUUUUGAUUUUGUGCUAGAGUAAAAACUGGGAGUACCAAAAGUUGAGGGCAAUCAGCCCCUUUACCUCCCUGACACAAUAACUCCCAGUUCUCUGUAAAAACGUGUUGAAGAGCCGGGGAUUUUAUGCCGCUUUUUUAACAAUGCAAUUCUUUGUUCUUUUACUAUAAAUUGAAAUUGAUAUUGAUAUUCUUCUAUAUUA